GCGGGUGCCGGAGCCCUGGCACGGGCUGCCCAGAGAGGGGCUGGGGGCUCCUCUUUGGGGAUCUCCAGCAGCCGCCUGGACGUGGGGCUGGGCCCCCUGCUCGGGGUGGCCCUGCUGGAGCAGGGCUGGCACCACAGGGACCCACAGAUGCCUGACACCACCAGCCACUCCGUGAUCCUUUGACAAGGGAAUCUGAUCAAAAAUAGUCCAUUGAGAGCCCAGCCAAGAGGAACCUGCCCAGGAUGGUGACAAUCUCACUGGCAAAGAGUUCUGCUCAGAGCUAAACCUGAUUUUUUCCAUCCAUCGCACCCAAUCAUGCCCUUUCCCACCCACGCGCUCACCACCACCUCUUCAUAGCCUUUACGCCUCUCGUUGCAAAGCAAACAAGAUGAUAAGAGCCCGGCUCUGGUGUAUUAUUUCAGCCACAGGAAAAGUGCAUUGCAACACUUCAGGUUCCUGCACUUGGGAGGCAGGAAUGGGGAAAUCUCUGUUAGAGCAGGUAUUUUAGAAGCAGGUCUUAAUUAGGCAAAGGAAGUGUGGAAACCAGCAAUUAGACAGCUGCUCCAGCCCUAGAGGGCAGCACAAAAUAAUAAAUAAAAAAGCGGAGCUCACAGGCAAUCUGAAAUCAUAUUCUGCUCGACAAAAGCGUCCCUUUUACAAUGGGAAUUUUUACAGGCACAACUGAACACUGUGUACUUACUGCCAGAAAUCUGGACGUGUCCAGAUGCUUGGACCUGUCUACCUUUAUCAACCUCCCUAAUUCCUGCCAUGUGCCAGGGAAACCCCUGGAAAGCCUUUAAGUCAGGUGUGUCGUAGCUGGCUCUGAACCCCUGCCCUGCCAUCAAACCGUAGCACACCGAGCAGUGGGGCUGUCACUAAGAGAAGGAGAUACAUCUUCCAGGACAGGUUUCAAGAUGACGGGCUUCACUUUUAACAGCCGUGAUUUUUAAGCCUUUAAUCCACAAGCCCUAAAGAUGCAGAACACGGUUUAGGUGCAGGGGUAGGAGGCUGCAACCCCUCAGGAAUGCAACUCGCAGACACAAAACCCUAAAGUAAACACACCGCCCGCACCGCGCACGCAGCUAAGCAAUGGCAUCGGCAGCGAUAAGUCACUUAUUCCCCGGGGCCUGAUCCCGACAGCUUCUCUGGCAAAAAUCCCCCCGUUUCUCAACGCCUGCGAGGACCUCAGGAUGCCGCACAGUAGCUGAGUCUGCUCAGAGCACACAGCGGUGGCUAGGACCCAGCAAGAGCCUGGAGAGGAGUCCGGAGGAAGACGAGCAACUUAAUUUAAAGCAGACACUGUCCCAAACAAGGUUAUUUCCCUGAAAAAUGCCUUCGGUCUGAAGUUAUGAGUAAACCUCUUGGUGUCCUGAAUGGGUGAACAUGAAGCUGAAGAAUAAUUACCUUGGUUCCAGGACUGAAUUGCUGUUGGAGAGCUGGAUAUGUUUUUUAAAGACAUGACAAGCAGCAUAUGGGAAUGUGAGAAACCCUUGAAACAAGAACCAUGAAACUGUACGUCAUCUUCCUCCUGGCAGUGGUGAACAGAGGGAUCUCUAACUAUCGGCCUGCAGAGGGGAUGCCCUGUGAAAUGACAAACUUGCAGGUAUUUUGCCACAACAAAGACCUUCGGCAAAUCCCUCAUGAGUUCCACUCAAACGUAAACAAAAUUGAUCUGUCUGGAAAUCUGAUACAAAGGAUCCCUGAAAUGCCAUUACCAUUCUAUACUUCUCUCCAGUGCCUGGAUUUAAGCUCUAACCAGAUAAGCUUCAUCGCGCCUGGAGUCUUUGCACACAUGACAAGUUUGCUGGAAAUAAAUUUAGCCAACAACCACCUAUACGAGCUUGCUCAGAAUGGGACAGAGGGGAUCGGACUUUUACCCAAGGUGGAAAUACUGGACUUGUCUCACAACAGCCUCUACAAUGGGAUGGCUGAGUAUUUCAUAAAGCAAGCUCCAGCACUGCGGUAUCUUUCCCUGGCAGACAACAGUAUUAUAAUGAUAUCGCACAAAAUGUUUCGGGGUUCUCCAGGUCUUGUGGAGAUAGACCUUCAGAGCAAUAUCAUCAUGGAAAUAGAGGAAGGUGCUUUUGAGACUCUAGUGAAUCUUUCCAAACUCAAUCUCUCCAUGAAUUCAAUUACUUGCAUCUCUGAUUUCAACCUCAGGCAGUUGGAGAUACUUGAUCUUAGCAGAAAUAGCAUCGAGUCCUUCCACACCACAGAGUCAGAUGAUGAGUAUAGCUUAAGAAUUUUGGAUCUGAGUGAAAACAAACUACUUCGCUUCCCUGUCUUCCCCCUUGUGAACAAGCUGGUAACCCUGAAUUUAUCAAAGAAUUUAAUUCAGUUCAGUACUGAAUCCUCUCAUAAUAAAAUGGAUUAUAUGAAGAAUGACUGGCUAGAUGCUUCUUUUCUUCUUCUUGAUCAGAAACAAAGUAGAAACAAAAGUUCUCUUAAUUUAUCCCAACUUGUGUAUUUAGACUUAAGCUACAAUGAAAUCAAAUCAAUCCCGAAUGAAUUCUUUGAAUCGAUGUUGUCCCUUCACACCCUUAAUCUCAGUAAAAACUGUCUUCAGUCUUUUGCAGUAACUUAUGACAGUGCAUUGAUCUCCCUAACCGUCCUUGACUUGAGCUACAACUCUUUGCAGAACCUUCUCCUGGACUCUGUCACACUGUCGAAUUUGAGGGAGCUCUACAUUCAAAACAACCACCUUCAGACCCUGCAAUUUGAUAUCUUCUCAAGCCUUCCUAGCCUCAGACUGCUUAAUCUACAGAGCAACAACAUCAGUCUUUGCAGCAUGUACUCAGGAUUAGCUAAGCAGAGACUUGUUGGGGAGGAGAGUGGUUGUGUGUCAUUCGUUGAUUCUCCUGCUCUUCAGUACUUGUACCUCGCUGACAACAUGCUGAGCAUCCUGCCAGCGUACACUUUCUACAAGACUUCUCUGAUUGCUUUGGAUAUCUCCAUGAACCCAGGCCUGAAAAUUGAAGUCAAAGCACUAUCAGGACUGGAACGGUCUCUUGAAUACUUGCAUUUACAUGGCAAUAGCCUGAUAGAAUUAAAUAUUGACUUGCCUUGUUUCAGUCACCUGAAACACUUAAACCUCUCCGAAAAUCAGCUGAAUUGGCUGCCUAGGUGGGGUAGCGACUCUCCACUGGAAGUUCUGGACCUACGGAACAAUAGGUUUAGUUCAUUACAGAACAGCAAUAUUUUAGCAUUAGAAAAUUCUCUUAAAAACUUGUAUCUCACUGGUAAUCCACUCAAUUGCUGUGGAAAUAUCUGGCUCUCAUCGAUGAUCCAGAACAAAAACGUCCACAUCCCCAACGCAGAGCACUUAAUGUGCCAGCACACUCAGAACUUUGGGUUCCAGGAAGAAAUGCACAUUGGGAACAUUAGACCAGAAGACUGUGAAAAAGAGGAUCUAAAGAAAAUCAACUUCCUUAUUAUAUUAACGUUUGUGCUGGUUUUGUCCGUGAUCAUCAUUGGAGUGGGUUCAUUUUUUUGCUUCCGCAGGCAGAACUUCAGCCAUCAGUUUAAAGCAUAGCACGCAGAUUGCCUUGAAAACCAAAUAAAUCAGGUGCUACACUGUCGGUGUGUAGAAAUGAAGGGUAAAAUUCUCCUCUUUGAUUUUUAACUGUGGAUUUUAAGACAGUUUCAAAGUGCCCCUGAACUAUACCACUAUAGAGUUCUGGGUUGCAGGGACUAAAAGGAGAAUUUGCCAUGUUUUGUACUUGCUUUAUUCACAAGCUGAUCUGCCUAGAAAGUUUAUAGAGUGAUAGAAGAGGCCCCCUGUAAAGCCCUGUUGUUGUGAGGGAGAUGAAAUUUAAGAUACUUUGUUGAUGUCAUCUUCAUAAAAAGGCUUUGUAUAAAUUGAGUGAUGUAACUGAAACACUUUUUUAUGACGACAUCAGCUUAGUAGAAAAGUUCUGCACCUCCAUGAGAUAUUUCACCUUGCACUGAGAUUUAUUUCUUUCCUAUCAGGUUGGAAAUAACGUCUCCCAAAUGUUGAACUGAAAUCAUAAAAACUGGCACCAGGGCAGGCUAAAACAUGAUGUUGCACUGUUUGAAACUGAUUGAAAAUCUCCCUGGAGUUCCAAAGCAAUGAGAAUUCAGCUAAGUGAGCAAAUCGCAUUUCAUGCCUGAUGUGCUCAUGGUGAUCAUUUAGAAAAACCAUGGCUGACCAUGGAAACCACAGACCUUAGUGGUAGCAAACUCUGUGGACAUCUUCCUUUGCUUGUAGUAUGUUGCUGCAGCCAUUGGGGCAAGGCUUGGGAGGAAGAUGAGAUUAAUUAUACUAGUCUUGGCACUUAACACCCACCAGGGGUGUAACAGAAAUCUCAGGUGUGAAGCAGCUGCACUAAACGUUACCCAGACCUGCUCAGAAGGUCACAGGUCCACAGUUCAACUCAAAGAGGAGAAAUUUGCCCCUCACGUGCAAUACAUAUUUAACUGGGUUUAAUGUGAAGAAAUUCAUCUCUGGGGUGAGCGCUUUCUAAAAGAAGUCUUAGAGAAUGAAUUUCAACCAGCUAACAUUGGACUGAAAUGUUUAUAUUUCUAAGGAAAACUGUUGGGAAUUCACUGCAUACAGAUACAUUUCAAUGCAAAAAGAUAACAUAUCUAUUUUUAAAGUUCACAGGAGGUUAGGCAGGCAAAACAUGUUUUAAAGAUACAAACGUGAAGCAAGAUACAGGGAACCGAGUCCUGGGCCAUUAUUCAGAUCAGAGGUCCACUAUCUCUCUAAAAAGAGAUUGUGGUGUAGAGGACUGGUUGCAAGAAAAAGUCUGUAGAUCCUCUUUCUGUGAUGGGUUUAACACGGCCAACCCAUUGAGUCACUAAAAGCAGGCACUGACAUAUGUUAUGUCCCGUAUCUGAUAGCAGAUUCACCCUUUUGAAGUGAAGAGAUGCUCACCAACAGUGGGAGCCUGACCUACUGAUGGCAUCCAGUGGCUUUGAAAGGAGCUGUGUCAGGUUUUCCGAUAAUGCCAGGAACUGUACAUUUAGGCACAUAAGAGAAAUAGAAGUCAAACCCAAACCUGUCCAGGUAAAUAACUCAAAUUGCUGCUCCACUUCUGUUUCUUCCAGCUAGUGAAUGUCAAAAUUAACACACUACAAAAAAGAUGUAUAAUUCUAUUUUUCAAGCAGAUAUGUAAGAAACUGGCUGGUAGAUUUUGUUGUGGGAUUUUGUAUAAUAAAAACACCUUUGGAUUUUGUAAAAUACACAGGGAUGUGAAUAUAUUAAAGCACCAGCUUGGAAUACUCCACAGAUGAAA
This is a messenger RNA of Anas platyrhynchos (mallard), 5258 nucleotides long. It is a transcript of the gene LRRC32, whose product is annotated as leucine rich repeat containing 32. Gene Ontology annotation, molecular function: protein binding. The record is from RefSeq and is a predicted model, not a curated record. Gene Ontology annotation, cellular component: plasma membrane. NCBI's taxonomy places the organism in Eukaryota, Metazoa, Chordata, Aves, Anseriformes, Anatidae. Gene Ontology annotation, biological process: long-term memory.